UGUGGGCGACAUGAGGGAAGACAUCCCUGACGAAUCAGAAGGAAUCAGUCUACAAAUACAGAGACCACUCAGCCGAGAGGUACAGAGAAGCUGUCGUAUGAUCCGCCUUUCCUCCAACCAAGUGCCUGAAGUGAUUGCCAUCGCUGAGUCCAUAUCAGAUUCGGGAGCAAGGAAGGAAGGAAGGACGGAAGGAAGGAAAAUGGCGCACGUUGGCAAGUACGCGGACGAGCUCAUCGCCACGGCGAAGAAAAUUGCGACCCCUGGGAGGGGUAUCCUCGCCGCUGACGAGAGCACGGGCACCAUCGGGAAGAGACUGGCCAGCAUCAACGUGGAGAAUGUGGAAUUCAACAGGAGGGCUCUGAGGGAGCUUCUCUUCACCGCUCCCGGGGCGAUGCAGUACAUCAGCGGCGUGAUUCUGUUCGAGGAGACGCUCUACCAGAAGACGGCAGACGGGAAGCCUUUCGUCGAUGUCCUCAAGGAGGCCGAUGUGGUGCCUGGCAUCAAGGUCGACACCGGCGUUGCGGCCCUGGCAGGCACGAAGGGCGAGACCACGACGCAAGGGCACGACGGAUUGGGCGCCAGGUGUGCCAAGUACUACCAGGCGGGCGCGCGGUUCGCCAAGUGGCGCGCCAAUUGGCAGGCUGCUGUUGARGUGGCAGACCGUGGGAAGCUUCAGCACCUGGGGUCCUGCUUGAUGCUGACGUGGUAGGAUUCUGCGGGUGACGGGAUUGGACGAGUGAUGGAACAGGCGAGAGAGAAGGGUGUGCUCCGAGGCCUAGUGCAGGGAGGUCGUGUGGCGAGAGCAGAGAGACAAGUCUUGAGCGAACCGGACAMUGCAGGCCUUAGGAUUCGUUAGGAGACAUAAGGAGGGGGGGAUGCAUACAGGAACCGAUUGGACGAGGCUCAGGAGAUAGAGAUCGCAGCAGCAUAUCCUGGCAAAAAAAUUGAGGCAAACGAAAUAGUGAAUGAGCAGAACUGGCUUUGCCGUGAUGAAACUGACCACGGCUUAAAACGGGGAGAGAGCCUGAGCUGGCUUUGCCGUGAUGAAACUGACCACGGCUUAAAACGGGGAGAGAGCCUGAGGAAGAAAAGCAAGUAACCAAGGUGAGAGAACACUCAGAACAGUGUCGCAGCGUAGAAUGAAUUCCAAUGAUGAAC
Molecule: messenger RNA, 1158 nt
Organism: Chara braunii
Lineage: Eukaryota; Viridiplantae; Streptophyta; Charophyceae; Charales; Characeae
Source: the annotation of a GenBank genome assembly